This is a messenger RNA of Clupea harengus (Atlantic herring), 3541 nucleotides long. RefSeq names its product exocyst complex component 1 (gene exoc1). Lineage: Eukaryota; Metazoa; Chordata; Actinopteri; Clupeiformes; Clupeidae. Gene Ontology annotation, molecular function: phosphatidylinositol-4,5-bisphosphate binding. The record is from RefSeq and is a predicted model, not a curated record. Gene Ontology annotation, cellular component: plasma membrane; exocyst. Gene Ontology annotation, biological process: Golgi to plasma membrane transport; exocytosis.
UCAACGUGAAGACGUCAUGUCUCCGGAAACAGGAAGUAACAGGGCCAGGACAGCUGACCGCACAAAACAAAAAUCUUGAACUUACACUGAAGGACAGUCCUGUAAAUACAAUUUUAAACGGAUAUGAAAGAAGAAACGGUGUAAUUAUUACAAACUUGUCUGGUUGUGAAAACGUUUGAGUUGAGACAGUUAAAAAAAUGACAGCCAUCAAGCAUGCCCUCCAAAGGGACAUUUUCACGCCGAAUGAUGAGCGUCUCCUCAGCAUCGUCAAUGUGUGCAAGGCAGGGAAGAAGAAGAAGAACUGCUUUCUUUGCGCCACAGUGACCACAGAGCGGCCGGUGCAGGCGAAAGUGGUCAAGGUAAAGAAGUCGGAUAAGGGGGAUUUCUAUAAGCGCCAGGUGGCAUGGGAGCUGCGGGAUCUCACCGAGGUGGACGCCAAAGAUGCCAACAAGGAGAACCCUGAGUUUGACCUGCACUUUGAGAAGGUGUAUCGCUGGGUGGCAAGCAGCACGGCGGAGAAGAACUCCUUCAUCUCCUGCAUCUGGAAGCUCAACCAGCGCUACCUCCGGAAGAAAGUGGAAUUUGUCAACGUCAGUGCCCAGCUUCUGGAAGAGCUUCCUAGAGCUGAAGAGUCAGCUCCGAGCAGUGAGAGCCAGAGCGUUGCCGGCGGCGACGAGGAUGCCCUGGAUGACUACCAGGAGCUGAAUGCCCGCGAGGAGCAGGACAUCGAGGGGAUGAUGGAGGUGUGCGAGUACGCCAUCUCCAACGCAGAGGCCUUCGCCGAGAAACUCUCCAAAGAGCUGCAAGUACUGGAUGGGGCAAACAUCCAGUCCAUCAUGGCGUCGGAGAAGCAGGUGAGCAACCUGAUGUUUCUGCUGGACAAGGCGCUGGGCGAGGUGGACACCAUUGAGGGGAAGCUGAGCAGCUACGAGGAGAUGUUGCAGAGCGUCAAGCAGCAGAUGGACCAGAUCUCCCAGAGCAACCACCUCAUCCAGAUCAGCAACUCCAACAACGGCAAACUCCUGGACGAGAUCCAGUUCUUGGUGAACCACAUGGACCUAUCUAGAGGGCACAUCCGGGCCCUUCAGGAGGGUGACCUCUCCACCCCCAAAGGCAUCGAGGCCUGCAUCAACGCCUCAGAGGCUCUGCUGCAGUGCAUGAGUUUGGCUCUCAGGCCAGGGCACGACAAGCUGGCUGCGGUGAAGCAGCAACAGAUGCUGUUCAGUGAGCUGAGGGACACUUUCGCCCGGCGCCUCACCAACCACCUCAACAACGUGUUCGUCCACCAGGGCCAUGACCAGAGCUCCACGCUGUCCCAGCACACCCCUGACCUGGCCCUGCCCAAACACAGCCCUCUGCACCGGGACCUGCUGCGCUACGCCAAGCUCAUGGAGUGGCUCAAGAACACCCAGAAGGAGAAGUAUGACGGCCUGUCCAGGACCUAUGUUGAUUACAUGUCCAGAUUGUAUGAAAGGGAAAUCAAAGACUUCUUCGAAGGGGCAAAAAUCAAAAUGACUGGCACUACCAAGGAGGCGAAGGGAAAGUUCGCCACGCUUCCGCGGAAAGAGAGUGCUCUCAAACAGGAGAUGGAAAGCGUGGCAGGCCUGCACGGCAGCUCAGGGAAGCUGACGGGCUCCACGUCGAGCCUGAACAAGCUGGCGGUGCAGGGCUCCAGCAGCCGCAGAUCCCAGUCCUCCUCCCUGCUCGACAUGGGCAACAUGUCCGCCUCCGACCUCGACGUCGCAGACAGGACCAAGUUUGACAAGAUCUUUGAGCAGGUCCUCAGUGAGCUGGAGCCUCUGUGUCUGGCUGAGCAGGACUUCAUCAUCAAGUUCUUCAAGCUACAGCAGCAGGUUCCCUUGGCUCAGGCUGAGGUUGAUGACGCAGACGGAGCCGCUCUCUCCAGGCCCUCAGUCAAUGAGCACAGGCACUCCAUAUCCUCAGAGCGAGACAUGGUGCGUUUGAUGAUGAACAAGAUCUUCCAGAGCAUCGAGACGGAGCUGAACAGCCUGAUCGCCCUGGGCGACAAGAUGGACAGCUUCCACUCGCUGUACAUGCUGGUCAAGAUGAGCCACCACGUGUGGACCGCUGAGAACGUGGACCCGGCCUCUUACCUCAGCACCACGCUGGGCAACGUGCUCGUCACGGUCAAGAGGAACUUCGACAAGUGCAUCCAAUUGCAAAUCAGGCAGAUGGAGGAGGUGAAGAUCUCGAAGAAGAGCAAGGUCGGCAUCCUGAACUUCGUCACAGGCUUUGAGGAGUUCGCAGAGCUGGCCGAGACCAUUUUCCGUAACGCGGAGCGGCGAGGUGACCUGGACAAGGCCUACAGCAAGCUCAUCCGAGCCGUCUUCCAGAACGUGGAGAAGGUGGCCAACGAGAGCCAGAAGACUCCGCGGGACGUGGUGAUGAUGGAGAACUUCCACCACAUCUUCUCCACGCUGUCGCGCCUCAAGAUCUCCUGCCUGGAGUCGGAGCGGCGCGAGGCCAAGCACAAGUACACCGAGCACCUGCAGUCCUACGUCAUCACCUCACUGGGCCAGCCGCUGGAGAAACUCAAUCACUUCUUUGAGGGCGUGGAGGUGCGUGUGUCUCAGGGCGUGCGUGAGGAGGAGGUGAGCUACCAGCUGGCCUUCAGCAAACAGGAGCUGCGUAAAGUCAUCAAGGAAUACCCUGGCAAAGAAGUGAAGAAAGGCCUGGACAACCUGUACAAGAAGGUGGACAAGCACCUGUGCGAGGAGGAGAGUCUGCUACAGGUGGUGUGGCACUCCAUGCAGGAUGAGUUCAUCCGUCAGUACAAGCACUUUGAAGGGCUGAUUGGCCGCUGCUACCCCGGCUCUGGAAUAACCAUGGACUUCACCAUUCAGGACAUGCUGGAGUACUUCUCCAGCAUCGCCCAGUCCCACUAAAUCACACACACACACACACACACACUCUCAUGUAAAGCGUACAAUACAUACACACUCAAUACAAACACUGAAAUGGUGAACCUUUGGACCUCCUAUAAAGAAAAGGGAUUACAAGAAGAGGGAUACAGGCUGAUGUGUAAGAAGAAUGUAAGCGCUCCAAAUACAUAUGCCUUGUAUAUAGUUGGGUAUCUAACAAGUUGCUUUAGAAUCCAUUGUGUAAAUUACUGAACUAAGUUGAUGACCGCUUUAUUUUUCUUUGGUGUUAACAUUGAACCGAAAAUCUCUUGCAAACUGACUGAAAAUAAGUGUGUAAGUGUGUGUGGUUGUGUUACAUUUGAAUACUAUUUUUAUCAUUUCAUCACUACAGGAAAAAAAAAUGUUUUGGUUAGAUUUUUGUCACAGACUCCGAGCUGAUCUAUCUUGCAGUUACUGAUAGUGUCUUGUCUGUGUGCGCUUGUACAGAAUCUAUAAAACAGGAAACAGGCUUCAUCUGCAAAGCUGUCAGCACUGACUGAUUUAAUGUUGUCCAUCCAUCCAGUUACAUCUUUUGCUGAUUUUUUUUAUAUGUCCACUUGUGCUACUGCUAAACAAAAUAAUGCCAAAUGUCUAAUAAAUAAUGCCAUAUUUGUCUGUAA